Molecule: messenger RNA, 2175 nt
Organism: Pseudoliparis swirei
Lineage: Eukaryota; Metazoa; Chordata; Actinopteri; Perciformes; Liparidae
Product: XK-related protein 6-like
Exons: 1
Coding region: 390-986 (198 amino acids)
Biological process (GO): phosphatidylserine exposure on apoptotic cell surface; apoptotic process involved in development; engulfment of apoptotic cell
Cellular component (GO): plasma membrane
Source: RefSeq, a predicted model, not a curated record
CACACACACGCGCGCACACGCGCGCACUCCCUCACACGUCUUAAGAAGAGCGGGGGAUGCAAUUACGUCAUAGCCUCCCAUCGCCCUCGAUGACCGCGCGCGCAGGACGAGGAUGAUGCAGGUCCGCCGGACUCAGACGGCCACGGGUUCUACCGCGAGCGAGCGCCCGGUGCCGGAGACCCGACUGCGCGACGAAGGAGGGGAGCCGCCGACGCGCGGCCGCAGCUUCUGAUGGCUCCUCGAGCCGCGGGCGCGAAAGAGACACAGCAGCCGCCGCUGCACGAGAGCGAAGGGGACAGCAGGUAUCGGGGAAGUGACGUGGUAUCCGCGCCCCGCAAGAAAGCACCACGGUGCGGUUGUCGUGCGUUUCGCAGGAGGGGAAGGGGAACAUGGCCGCGCAGUCGGACGGCUUCAAAGUCGGGGUCGCGUACGGCGGCGGUGGCGGCGGCUUCGCGCAGCUGUACGACGUCGACGGCGAGGAGCCGAUGGACUCCGCCGCGAUACACAUCUGCCAGUGCUGCCGCACCUCCGCCUGCUACUGGGGCUGCCGCUCCGCCUGCCUCGGCUCUCUGGGCGGCGGGGGCCAUCCCGCCGGAGGGCUCGGCAUCCGGGAGACUCACUGCCCGCCCCGGGAGCAGCUGUGGCUGGACUGCCUCUGGAUCAUCCUCGCCCUCAUCGUCUUCUUCUGGGACGUCGGCACCGACCUGUGCCUGGCCAACGAGUACUACCGGAGACAGGACUACCUCUGGUUCGGCCUCACGCUCUUCUUCGUGCUGGUGCCGUCCGUGCUGGUGCAGAUUCUGAGCUUCCGCUGGUUCGUGCAGGACUACACGGGCGGGGGGCUCGGGGUGGUGCAGGGGCUGACCAAGCGGGACGUGGUGGCCCUGGGGUGCCUGUAUCCCGGCAAGGACCGCCUGCAGCUGGCCACCAUUUGGCUGUGGCAGGCCACCAUACACAUCCUCCAGCUGGGGCAAGUGUGGAGGUAAGGAGGAGGUGGGGGGGGGGGCACACAAACAACAACACACCUGAUCCUAUCUGACACCACACUCCCUCCCCCUUCCCCUCUCUCUCACAUACACAAUCUAUUUAUCUCUCUCUCACACACACACACACGCUUAAUGGGUUGAGUGUUGUCGACUCGAUGUGGCUAGAAGAAGGAGAGGCUCGCUUCACACUGACAGGCAAGAGAGGAAGAGGAGGACAGGGAAAGGCUCCCCCCCAGCACUUCACUUACUAUCUGGGAUGACAGACAGUUAACCGAUGAAGAGAGGCAGCCAGAGGGACACACACACACGCACACACACACGCACACACUCACGCCAAAAAGACAGUCAGAGACACAGCCACCUUCACGAAGUGUAACGUCUGUAUGAAAAGGGAAUUCUGCAACUCAAAUACUAAAAAUAAAUACUAUAGUUAUCUCUCUAGCACUCGGGGGUCCUUCGCUUUAGUUGAAGAAUAGAGAAGUUGGGGCUCUGUGUGUGUGUGUGUGUGUGUGUGUGUGCAUAUUUGUGUAAGUGCAUUUGCGUGUCCGUGUGCGUGACCAGCGGAUAAACGGUGUCACGGCCCUUCCCGUGAUUGUCAGCAUGCAUGGAGAGUACAAAGAGGGAGAGCAUCUGCGCUCCUGGCAUCACAUCUCCCUCUAUCUUCAUCUCUCUCUCUCACACACACACACACACACACAGUUGGAUAGGGGUAGGUGCUAAUUGUGGUGCUAAAGGCACUGGUGGGAGAGAAAAAAACGUCUUCUUUCACAUACUUGUUUGUGUUUUUUUGACAGAGUUAUAGUCAUCGUAGUAGCGGCAGCAGGAGUGCACUAGUUUGUCUCCGGGCCGCUCACUCUCACUCCCUUCCCCUCCUCUCUCUCCAAGAAGACUCCCUAAUGGUGUCCACUUGCCUCUGGGCGGACAGCGGAGAGAGCAGAGUGAUGAGUGUGUGUGUGUGUGUGUGUGUGUAGACAGCCUGCUGUGCUACUCAGCUCCUCAGCCUCUCUGUGGUUGUAGGGUUAAGUCAUCCCUCACACACACACACACACACGCAAACCUCCUCUACCUCCAUGCACCCCACCCAGUAGUCGCACCCCUCAGCCUGCGGAAUGGACUCUACCACGUGGUGAAAGCAGAGGGGCAGGAGAAGGAGGAAGGAAGGAGGAGGGAGUGGAGCUGAUUGUGGCUG